Molecule: messenger RNA, 510 nt
Organism: Perkinsus marinus ATCC 50983
Lineage: Eukaryota; Perkinsozoa; Perkinsida; Perkinsidae
Exons: 6
Coding region: 1-510 (169 amino acids)
Source: RefSeq, a predicted model, not a curated record
AUGCUCCACUCCUUGGCUCUCAUCGCUUCUCUAUUCAUCGGUAGCUGUUCUUAUGAUGAAACCGGUAUAUCGUUGGUUAUAUCGAAUGAUCCGUAUGCCACUGUGGGAGAAAACGAAAGCUUAGCUGCUUCGAGUGGGAUACUCCAACUGAUGAGUGAUAUAAUUGGAGAGCCUCAGGUCCAUUGUACGAGCGCCCCAUUGAUUGACAGGAAAGUAGUGAAACUCGUCUGUUCUCCAGAAUGCGGUAGAAGGACUUUGAGAGAAGCUGAUGAGAGCAUCAGACUGUUAGGAGGGCAAGGAGGAAGUUGCCCAAGCACCACAUUGGGCGGGACCGAGUGUCGAUCAGGGCAGUGCAUCAUCGUGCCUAAAGAAGGAAAAUGUUCAUCAGGCAUGUCCAUGUUUAAGUCGGAGAAGUUGGGUCCCAUGUGCAUGUAUAACAACUAUUCCAAGAGAAUGACCGUUCAAGAGUCAGUGAACGAUGGAUCUAGCCGCAACAUCGCUCAAAAUUAA